Messenger RNA from Chondrus crispus (carragheen), 538 nucleotides. RefSeq lists its product as hypothetical. The record is from RefSeq and is a predicted model, not a curated record. The coding region runs from base 1 to 294 and encodes 97 amino acids. NCBI's taxonomy places the organism in Eukaryota, Rhodophyta, Florideophyceae, Gigartinales, Gigartinaceae. The transcript has 2 exons.
AUGGUCGCCUCAUCUCGAUUCAUUCUCCUUGCCCUCUGCGUACUGCUCGCACUUGCCUGCGAGGCAGCUCCUACCCCGUCCGUGCCUACCCUCGCCUCCGACCACCCCAGACCUGCUCCAUCCUUCAAAUGGCUCACUUCCGCUCGUAACGUCCUCGAUGAGGCUGAGGAUAUCACUGAUGACAUUUCCGAGAAGACAGGCCUGACCACUGGUGUCAUCAUCGCUAUCGCCGUCGGUGCCGCUAUCUUCCUCAUCGUUAUGGUCGUACUUUGCUGCUGUUGCUGCUGCUUCUAAGGCCAUCACCCCACCGUUCUACAAAGUUUUGUGCCACCAUCACACUUUGAAACCCUCCCGCAAACGUCGCAGUAACUCACUUGUGUGCAAUCCUGCCACAGUCGUGGAGCUAUCAGUUUUCCACACCGCUUCGUCGAAUCAAGUAGGUUCACAUCUCACUCCCACACGCAAAAUUCUACCUCUUCUAAUAUAUUAAACUAAGCGUAACUCCCGUCACGACUUCCGUUCUACGGCUCUAUUUUGA